Messenger RNA from Syngnathus typhle (broad-nosed pipefish), 567 nucleotides. It is a transcript of the gene morn5, whose product is annotated as MORN repeat containing 5. The record is from RefSeq and is a predicted model, not a curated record. The transcript is spliced from 5 exons. The coding region runs from base 4 to 567 and encodes 187 amino acids. NCBI's taxonomy places the organism in Eukaryota, Metazoa, Chordata, Actinopteri, Syngnathiformes, Syngnathidae.
AAAAUGGAGCUCACUGGAAGCAGUUAUAAAGGGCCUACUCUAAAUGGCAGGAUGGAAGGAGAAGGGGAGUACACCUUCCCAUCUGAGACCAAGUACAUCGGGGAGAUGAAAGAUGGGAUGUUCCAUGGUGCAGGGGUGCUCCACUUUCCAAAUGGAAGCAAAUACGAGGCCUCCUGGGAGAACGGCAUUGCCACGCAGGGAUCAUUCACCUUUGCUGACGGGCUGCCGUACCAAGAGAAGGAAUGGGAUUACUGCGAUGGCAACGACAGACGCUUCUACACCGAGAGAUGCAAUGGCCUUCGACCAGCAGGUGAAUCCCAGCUUACUGAUCUGCACCCCCCACGUGAAAUUCCUGAAGGCUGUUAUGAUUGUGGAGAUGGUUUUUAUGACGCCGCUACGAGAACUAUCACGUCCUAUGAUGGGACUUUCCUCAGGGAGGCCGAUGACUCGGAACAUGAGUGGAUAUUACGAACCUGUCGAGUGGCAGACGAUACGAUUUCCGACUUCUUCCAAGAAGAGGCUUCCUGUGUGGACCUGAAUGAAGCCGAGUCAAUUGUUGCUACAUAA